Molecule: messenger RNA, 3203 nt
Organism: Sorex araneus (European shrew)
Lineage: Eukaryota; Metazoa; Chordata; Mammalia; Eulipotyphla; Soricidae
Gene: ELF2
Product: E74 like ETS transcription factor 2
Biological process (GO): cell differentiation; regulation of transcription by RNA polymerase II
Cellular component (GO): nucleus
Molecular function (GO): DNA-binding transcription factor activity, RNA polymerase II-specific; sequence-specific DNA binding
Source: RefSeq, a predicted model, not a curated record
UGUAGGUGUAGGUGGGGGGGGUGCGGGCCGGGAAAGUGUACCUUUCUCGGGUGCAGUGUGUGUGUAUGUGUGUGUGUGUGUGUGUAUGUGUAGAUGGGGGGGUGGCGGGCCAGGGUGCUGCCCCCUCUCGGGCUGAGCAAUGGCCUGCGUCUGCCGCCUCCUCAGUGCAGGCCGCUGCCCGCGCUCCUCCUCUGCCUUAGUGUCUGAAAGUGUUGAAGUCACACCUGCUGGGCUCCUGGUGUCCUAAUCACUUUCCAAAUGCUUCUCCUCCAGGCUUUGGCCCCGCGCCCUGCGAAGGCUGGACUCCAGGGCGUCCGCUCUGCGCCAGCACGGUUGAGUGAAGAGCCCCGGAAUGCCGACGGCUGACCCCGGCCUUCCCUUAUGAACCUUGUGUGGUGGCCGGUGAAGCUUCCUCAGCAGUGGCAGGAUGACGUCCGCAGUGGUGGACAGCGGAGCUCUUCUGGAGCUUCCCAGCGGUGGCUUGAAACGCCAAGAGGGAAGCGAGAAGGUUCCCGAGUACCCGGCCGUGAUCGUGGAGCCGGUGCCGAGCGCCAGGCUGGAGCAGGGCUACGCGGCGCAGGUGCUGGUGUACGACGACGAGACGUACCUGAUGCAGGACGUGGCGGAGGAGCAGGAGGUGGAGACGGAGACCGUGGAGACGGUGGAGGCGUCUGUUCACGGCAGCAGCACGCACUGUAUGGACAAGACCAUCGAGGCUGCCGAAGCGCUGCUCCACAUGGAGUCUCCCACCUGCCUGCGGGAGUCGAGGAGCCCCGAAUUUAUCCACGCUGCUAUGCGACCCGACGUCAUUACUGAAACGGUAGUGGAGGUGUCGACAGAGGAGUCUGAGCCCAUGGACACCUCUCCGAUACCCACAUCUCCCGAGAGCCACGAGCCCAUGAGAAAGAAAAAAGUUGGCCGUAAACCAAAGACCCAGCAAUCACCAAUUUCCAAUGGGUCUCCUGAGUUAGGUAUAAAGAAGAAGCCCAGGGAAGGAAAAGGAAACACAACCUACUUGUGGGAGUUUCUUCUAGAUCUCCUUCAAGAUAAAAAUACGUGUCCCCGGUAUAUUAAGUGGACUCAGAGAGAAAAGGGCAUAUUCAAGCUUGUGGACUCGAAGGCUGUGUCGAAGCUUUGGGGCAAGCAUAAGAACAAGCCAGACAUGAACUAUGAAACGAUGGGACGGGCUCUGAGGUACUACUACCAGAGGGGCAUUCUGGCCAAGGUAGAGGGACAGCGGCUUGUCUACCAGUUCAAGGACAUGCCCAAAAACAUCGUGGUCAUCGAUGACGACAAGAGUGAAGCCUGCAGUGAAGAGCUGGCAGCGGCUCCCGACGACAAGUCCCUGGAGCGCGUGUCGGUGUCUGCAGAAAGCCUCCUGAAGGCGGCGGCCUCCGUACGCGGCGGGAAGAACGCCUCGCCGCUCAGCUGCGCCCGGGCAGACAAGGGCGUCGCUCGGGUGCUGAAUAUCACGUCCCCCGGUCAUGACUCUUCAUCCAGAUCGCCACCUGCCACGGCUUCUGUGGCCUCUCCAGCAGCUCCACGGACGGUUCGUGUGGCGAUGCAGGUCCCUGUUGUAAUGACAUCACUGGGUCAGAAAAUCUCCACCGUGGCCGUCCAGUCCGUGAACGCGGGUGCGCCGCUAGUCAGCAGCAGCAGCCCCAGCGCCGCGAGCUCCCCGAAGGUGGUGAUCCAGACCAUCCCCACCGUGAUGCCCACCGCGGCUGAGAGCGGAGACAAAAUCACCAUGCAGCCUGCCAAGAUCAUCACCAUCCCGGCCACGCAGCUGGCGCAGUGCCAGCUGCAGACCAAGUCCAGCCUGCCCGGCUCAGGCAGCAUUAACAUUGUGGGCACCCCUCUGGCUGUGAGAGCACUGACCCCCGUGUCCAUCGCGCACGGCACCCCCGUCAUGAGACUCUCCGUGCCUGCGCCCCAGGCCUCCAGCCAGACGCCCCCCCGGGUUAUCAGUGCGGUCCUCAAAGGGCCUGAGGCGCAGGCCGAAGCCCUGGCCAAAAGGCCGGAGCACGACGGGAAGGCCUUGCAGCUGGCCCAGGAGGAAAAGCCCGCCGACGGGGGGAAGACGGUCACCCACGUCGUGGUGGUGAGCGCGCCGUCUGCCAUCGCCCUUCCCGUCACCAUGAAAACGGAAGGACUCGUGACCUGUGAGAAGUGAGGCUGUCCUCGACGGCACUGACAGAACACUUGGAGGGCGGCAGCGGGACAGUCUCGGAGACUGACUUUAGACGCUGGAAUCGUGCAAGGAAAUCAUCUUACUGGAGCCGAUUACCUUCCCCAUGUUUCAGUGGGGAGUGAACGCCAGACCCGAUGCUGACGGCAACUGCCUCUCCCGGUGGGCCGCGGAGCCCGAACACCAGAAGGCUCAGAGGGACCAAGCCAGUCACUACAAUGUCAGUCACACUACGCCUCGGCACACUAACGUUCUGUAAGAGGGACAGUCCACGGGAGGGGCGGGCGAUCGCAGUGUUACCUAGAGCGAUUCUCCAUGCAUUUUACAUGCAUACCAGCAAUUCUUACUGUGUUCACACAGAACUCACUUAACUGGUGCUAUGUGAAGACUCUGCUAAUAUAGUUCUUGUAGAAUGUGAAUUGAAGAACGGAUCCAAAAGCUUCAGAAAGAGGAGAGCAAAAAUGACCUAGUGUGUUUUUUUUCCUUUUUUUUCUUUUUCUUUUUUUUUUUUUUUUAUCAUAUAGCUUUUAAGCUGAUUUAAAACAAAGGCCUUAGACUAAUUUUCGGUUUUCUUUCUUGAAAUAAGCUAAUGGCUUGUUUGUGUAAAGCUUUUUUAUUAAAGAAAAUUUUAAAAAUCUUGUACCUAGCACAGUAUUGUUAUAGAAUUUACAUGUAACAUUUUAUAUGGUAGUUUAAGUCUGUCAGUUUCUUAAUUGUGGACAAAUUCACAGUUGGCUCCGGCCCUUUGCUGUCACACACCUGUGUCACUCAGCAGCCCUGCAUCGGUGCCGACAUGGCAGUUCAGGCCCAGCAUGAAUUUUUGUCAGAUAGCUCUAAUACCUGGAGUUCUCUUUUCUUUUUUUUUUUUAGUUGAAGUUUAAGAGGGAAAGUACCAGUGUUCAGAUUUGAACUAUAAUAGUUUGUAUAUUCAACAUUUGAAGUAUAUUCUAUUUUGUUGUACUCUUGUUUCAAAGUGUAUUCAAGUAGGUUUUCUGAAAUAUAGAUAUGAAAUUUA